CGAAGCCCACCAAACCACCACCGUCAUGUCCCCCGACGACCUCUUCGAAGGCCUUCCUCCGCCCGCCGCCGCCCCGCCCGGCGGCGCGGCCUCCCUCGCGCCCCCUCCUCCUCCGGCGCUGCCGCUGCCGCCGCCGCCGAAGCCCGCGCUGAAGAGCUCCCUCAAGCGGAGCAAGCCCUCCUCCUCCGACACUACUACCUCUCCCGCUCCCGCCCCCGCGGCUGCCGCGCCCGAAGCCCAUGUUCCCGAGAAACGUCUUCGGUUCAGAACAACUGUUGAUGCUUCAGAAACGCAAAUACUUGAGGCUAUGCAGAAGAUAACUUCGCACAUAGGGAAACCUUCUAAAUUCAGCAAGGCAUCAAAAUUAGCUCUGCAGCUUAUUGAAGCUGGAAGUGUCAAGCCUGGGACAAUCAACCACUUCUUUGCCAUACUAGAAGCUUCAAUGUCUUCCCCAGGAGCAUGCAAUGAACCUUCUGUACGAGCAGAUUACCACGCACUAUUCAGUGCUGCUCAGGGUGUGACAGAGUUAUUCAGCCAACAGCAGAAAAAUCAAUUCGAUAUAUGGGUGCUGCAUGCAGUGGUGGCCAAUGAUCUUUUCACUGAUGACAGUUUUGUGUUCUCCAAGGCUGUUGGAAAGAUCAAAGAUGCCAUCUCAGCUCUGCCAGUGGCGACGGUGGAUGAUGACAAUGAUGAAGCCGCAGCUCUUGCAGCUGCAAGCAAAACUGACAUGACGACAGAGAAUAAAGCAGGUGAUAGUGUUCCAACUGCAGCAUCCAACUCUCUGCCAGAUGAUAGCACAUAUGCUGCAGCCUCAGGGUCAGGAGAAGAAUCGUCUGAUCCUUUUGGUUUAGAUGAUCUCCUUGCAAACAAGCCAAAGAAGUCUGAGAGAGCUCGAGAGAAGGAAGUUGCAGCUCUGAACAGUAAAGCGGAUGCGGAUGAUUCAAAGAGAGUUCUGAGGUCACAGCAGGAGGCCCUUCUGAAAUGUCUAGAAAUAGCUGCUCGGCGUUACAGAAUUCCAUGGACGCAAACUACCAUUGACAUCUUCGCGAAGCAUGCUUACGACAACGUGAACCGGUUCACACUGCAGCAGAGGGAUGCGAUCGUGAAGUUGUGGAACUCAAUCAAAGAGCAGCAGAUCCGACGGAAGCAGGGCAAGUCGGUGAGCGGGAAGCUUGACGUGAAUGCCUUCGAGUACCUCCAGGAGAAGUACUCCCACGAGAAGAUCAGCAUCCGUCAUGCUGUUGGCGGUGGCGGCGAGCGGCGGGCGACACAGUGGCUCGGCUAAGUCGGGAGGCUGAUGCUUUCUGAUCCUGCUCCUCUGUGGCCUAGCGGCGUGCACAAUCUAAUGUUUGGCCUGCAGAAAACUGUAACAUUAUCUGAUGGGACUGAAUUCAACAAGGACGGCCAUCCCCUCAUCCGUUGGCUCCGUGGAUUUCGGUGUAGAGUGUGUGAUGAAUACGGUGAUGACGCGAGAGUUCCUUUGCUUCAGUGACAAGCUUGCGGCCUUGUACUUUGUUUUUGGUAUAUGAGUUGACAUGUCCAUUCUCAUGAUCUCAUUCUCAUCUGGUUUGUGAGCUGUUGUGACUGAAUGUGAAAGCUGUUGUGUUGAUC
Panicum virgatum (switchgrass) is the source of this 1611-nucleotide messenger RNA. RefSeq lists its product as uncharacterized. The transcript has 5 exons. NCBI's taxonomy places the organism in Eukaryota, Viridiplantae, Streptophyta, Magnoliopsida, Poales, Poaceae. The record is from RefSeq and is a predicted model, not a curated record. The coding region runs from base 26 to 1285 and encodes 419 amino acids.